Molecule: messenger RNA, 591 nt
Organism: Tribolium castaneum (red flour beetle)
Lineage: Eukaryota; Metazoa; Arthropoda; Insecta; Coleoptera; Tenebrionidae
Exons: 5
Coding region: 68-562 (164 amino acids)
Source: RefSeq, a predicted model, not a curated record
AUUAGCACCAAAUGACUCAUUCUUUCACCGCUGAUUGACAGAAUUGUCAAAAACUGUCGUUUCCAAAAUGACGUCGUGUUGUUUUUGUCUUUCUAUUCGAACAGGCUGUUUCAUCGGAUCCGCAUUUUAUUUUAUUAUUGCGUUCAUAAAAUUGGUUCUACUGAUAGUUUUGCGGGUGUCAAAAGGACCUGAAACUGUAAUAGUUACGAAUGUUCUCUUACUGACUUUAGCAGGAGUUACGCUCCUCAUUGGAACCAUUCAGGAAGACCGUGUUUGCAUUAUAACAUUCCUCUGUUUCAACAUCUGUGCAAUGGUGACCCAAGACUUGGGUCUUUUGAUCCUCUAUCUCACCACUCGUGUAAAAAUCAAGUUAUGGAUUUUGGUGGUUAUGGUGAUUGAACAAAUCCCUUUCAUUUACAUGAUAGCGAUCGGAAUAGUGCAAUAUCGGCUUGUUAAAGAGAAGCACUUGCACGUUGUAGCCGACUAUUACCGGCCAAGAACCAGAGGGCAGGAGCCCCACGAGGCGGCCCCCCAUGCCCACGUCCCGGCCCUAGCAUUCUAACAAUUUUCAUUAAACUCUAGUUUGGAAAA